This is a messenger RNA of Brettanomyces bruxellensis, 318 nucleotides long. RefSeq lists its product as uncharacterized. The coding region runs from base 1 to 318 and encodes 105 amino acids. The transcript has 2 exons. Gene Ontology annotation, cellular component: membrane. The record is from RefSeq and is a predicted model, not a curated record. NCBI's taxonomy places the organism in Eukaryota, Fungi, Ascomycota, Pichiomycetes, Pichiales, Pichiaceae.
AUGGAUCAUCCAGCUUAUACACUUAGUGCUCUUACCCUUGUUGGUGGUGUUAUGGGAUAUGCCAGAAAAGGCUCACUUCCCUCUUUAAUAUCUGGAACAGCAAUUUCUGCCCUGUAUUUAACAGCAGGCUAUCUUUUACAUGAAAACAAGGAGUAUGGUAUCCACACUGCAUUGUUGGCUUCAUCAUUGACCCUUUUUGCAGGUUUGGGAAGGGCUUUUCAGGUUGGAAUCAAGAAGCCUGUUCCAUUUUUCCUUACUACGUUGGGUGCAGUUUCUACGUACUAUUAUGCGAAAAAGUACAGUGAGUUCUAUUUAUAA